This is a messenger RNA of Parascedosporium putredinis, 1050 nucleotides long. Lineage: Eukaryota; Fungi; Ascomycota; Sordariomycetes; Microascales; Microascaceae. The record is from the annotation of a GenBank genome assembly.
AUGCUCUUUGACAAGGUUUUCGAUUCCGACAUUGAAAGGUUACGGUCUAUGGAAGAUAUGUGGAAGUCAAGAAAGCCUCCGACGGGGGCCAAGUAUGACGACGUCCUGAGCAGGGCUACGGAGGCGCUCGCUUCCAAGGACGCCCUCCUCCGCGACGGCCAAAGGGUAUGGUCUCUAGAGGAGAGUUUAGUUGUGUUCAAGGACAGCUUGGACCGCCUCAGCAAGCGUGUGCUUGAGAUGAAGGCAAAUAAGCAACCUGACGACCCUCAGCCCAUUAUCACCUUUGACAAGGACGAUGAGGACACUCUGACUUCGUGGCGGCAAGCGCCAAUAUUCGGUCGGAGUUGUUUGGCAUUGAUCGAAAGUCGCGCGGGCUUAUGUGUCCUGCAGGCCUUCAAGGUCCUCAAGGGUGAUUUCGACCAAGCCAAGGAGGUCUUUUUAACGCCCUUCGCUCCUGCCCGGCUCCUUGCGAGCGAUCGGUCUCGUGCGCCAAACCCUAACUGCCCUGUGUGCAGCACGUACCAGACAAGCGCCUACGUCGAUAUGUCGAGAGCCACGCUCAACGAUCUUGUGGAAGACUUUGUGCGGCUUGGCCUUGGUUACGGCGACAAAGAAUUCAUACUCAGCAACGAAGUGGGCAUCCUCUACGAUCCAGACGAGACGGAGAACCUGGGGAAGAAGUUGAGCGACCUUGGUAUCCACAAGGACUCUUUCCUCACGAUUGUCGACGAAGAUGAUGACGAUACAUUUGUGAAUGUAGUAGUCGUCAUCCAAGACCUGGAGGAGCCCGAUGAAAAGCCCCCAAAGGCGGAGCCCGUUCCAGAGGUAUCAGCGACGAAUGGAACCAACGGGUCGAAUGGCGUCCAUGCUGCCGGCGGACCUGAGAUGGUGGUUAGGUCUCUCAAGCGCUCGCGGGCCGAUGAUGAUGACGAAGUGGCGGAGUUGAAAAAGGCCAAGAAGUCUCAGGUGGAUGUCAAGGCCGGCGCCGCCCUCGAUGACGAUGUGGUUGUAAUUGAGGAUGAAGGUGCAAUUCUGAUUGAGGAUGACUGA